GAGAAGCUAACAGCUAGCUGCUCUCAUCAACCUGCCAACAAACUCGCCUCUUUUUUAUUUUUUCGUCCCGACUGCAUUUAUUUUUCUACACCUCUCUUUAAAGAUCCACAGCGGGACUUAUUUCCGGUUGUUUUGGCUGAAUAAGAUGGUCGUUUUGACAAAUAACAAUGAAGAAAAACAGGAUUAUAUCCUGAUAGAGGAGCGUAAAUGCUCCUCCCUGCCCAACUCUCCAGCCAAGCGAGUGUCUCCUAGUAAGAAGAAGCAGUUCUUUAUCAAUCAAGCCAUCCGCAACUCUGACCUCACUCAGCGAGCCAAAGGCAAGAAAAGCCUCCGGCGCCAGGAGAACACGCGCUUUCUUAAUAACCUCCUUGAGAGGGAUGAGUGCUCCAUAGAUGAGCUGGAAGUCGGCAGUAACCCGGCCAUCCCGUCCAUCUUCACUGAAGCCUGCACCAACGGGAACUACAGGGAGCCGUGGGAUGACUUCAUGAACUGCUCUGGUGAGGAGCAGGACCGGCUGCUGUCUCUGCUGGAGCAGGACGAGGCCCAGAGGAAGAUCACCAGCCGGCCCCUUAGAGACCAGAGGAAUGUAAAUCCUGCCUUCACUGCUCACGACUGCUUCCUGAGGAUCGACCGCCGGCUGCGGGCCACGCUCAGACGCAAACGCUUCCCCAUGGGAACUCUGGAAGUACUUGAGGAAAACCUUGUGAGCUUCUUCAGGGAUGAACCUCGCUCAGUUUACGAAACCAACCUCAGCAGCUUUGAGAGACUGCUGCUUCACUCCAUCUGCCAGUACAUGGACCUCGUGAGUGCAAGCACCGACUACAACGGGUCCCGUCGGACUAAAGUGAUGAACAAACAGGAAGAGUUUCUGCCUCCUGUAACUCUGCUGUCUGCAUAUCUGGAGCAGAUGAGCUGAGAUCAGGACCACGCCAUGUUCUACUGCAGGACGGAGCUCCAACAGGUGGAGAUAAGGAGCUCCAUCUGUAUGUGACGUCUGGUUAUAAUGUUUGCCAAGAUCAGAAAACAAAGCUGAAAUAACUACUGGUCAAAAGUUUUAGAACACACCAACUUUUCCAGAAUUUAAUUGAAAAUGAUGCAGUUUAAUGUCUCAGUGUACUGAGACAUUAAACUUAAAAUGAAUGCACAUUUGCAACAUUUAAAAUUCUUUAUUGAGCAUGAUAGUGUUUUGAAAGUAAAAAAAAAAGAUUCAAAAUCACAUUUUAUGUUGGACUAAAGGAUUAAAAAAAGACACAAAAUGACUAAAAAAAGACACUAAAAGUCACAAAAUGACCAAAAAAGACACAAAAUGACUAAAAAAAGACACUAAAAGUCACAAAAUGACCAAAAAAGACACAAAAUGACUUACAAAGACAUGAAAAGAAUUCAAAAAUGGACAAAAUAGCCCAAGACUCCAUAGAGUUAAGUUGUUAACCCAUUUCUUGUUCCCUGAAAAAGGCCUACUUGUAUAAUUCUGAAAUGUACAUUAUUUUCCAGUUUUGGUUAAGCUUACCUUUUUUUAUUUACCUCUGGCAGUUCACCACUUACCUUUGGACCCUUUCAAGCUGUUCAUUUGACUUGAACUGCUUGAAUUUCAAUAAAAAACUGGAAAAAUUGGGGUGUUCUAAAACUUUUGACCGGUAGUGUAUGUUUUCCAUAAACAUGUCAUCAACCCGGCGGUAUGUAAACUGAGGUGUUGAUGUAAAACAGUAAACUAGUUUUCUCUGGUUGGAGUUCAGCUCUUUGCCCAGCUGAGCUCCAGUUCAUGUGUUGGACAAGUACAACUCAUUUGUCUUAAGAAGAAUUUUUUUUUUUGAGGUGAAAUAACUUCUCUUCUUGCACCAAAUCUGACAUUUUCAGUCAUCCAAAAAAAAGCAGAAAUCUGUUUUUCAUCCAGUUUUGUGUCAUCAUAAUGAAGUACAGUUUCCAUACUGCAUUAUAAAUUAAAUUCAUUCUGUUUGCCAAGCUAAUUUCAUACUAAUAAUAUGGACACUAUUGAUUCCUAAAUUUAAGAAUGUACUUACAGUAUCUCACAGCCUUAUGUGUGAUGUGGAAUUCACAAUAACAAAAUUACAAUAACAGGAAAUGACCUUUGAUACAGUUUAAAUACAAAAAAAGGCAGAUUAUCAUUAGCAUUGUGACAGCAUGAUGUCAACAUUCAUCCAUGAGCUGUAAAUUAACACGUCAGUGAAGCGUUGGUCGCUUUUCAUGGUGCAAAUGAAUAAAUAUACAAGUUUAGACAACAUAGAAUAUGCCUUUUCAGUGACAAAAAAAAAAAGUGAAGCGAAUCUUUCAAUUAAAAUCUCACACAGAUAAAUCUGUCACUGUCUUUAUGU
Centropristis striata (black sea bass) is the source of this 2333-nucleotide messenger RNA. RefSeq names its product R3H domain containing 4 (gene r3hdm4). Gene Ontology annotation, molecular function: nucleic acid binding. Lineage: Eukaryota; Metazoa; Chordata; Actinopteri; Perciformes; Serranidae. The transcript is spliced from 8 exons. The record is from RefSeq and is a predicted model, not a curated record. Bases 146 to 916 code for a protein of 256 amino acids.